This is a messenger RNA of Physeter macrocephalus (sperm whale), 1542 nucleotides long. Its product is annotated as isochorismatase domain-containing protein 1-like. The record is from RefSeq and is a predicted model, not a curated record. Lineage: Eukaryota; Metazoa; Chordata; Mammalia; Artiodactyla; Physeteridae. Gene Ontology annotation, cellular component: cytoplasm.
AGACGCUCGGGGAACAUGGCGGCGGCGGAGCCCGCGGUCCCGGUGCUCCCCAGCGGCGGUGGCGCGGGGGCGCCGUCGGGCACGGUCCCCGUUCUCUUCUGCUUCUCGGUCUUCGCGCGGCCCUCAGUCGUACCGCACGGCGCGGGCUACGAGCUGCUCAUCCAGAAGUUCCUCAGUCUGUACGGCGACCAGAUCGACAUGCACCGCAAAUUCGUGGUGCAGCUCUUCGCGGAGGAGUGGGGCCAGUACGUGGACCUGCCCAAGGGCUUCGCGGUGAGCGAGCGCUGCAAGGUGCGCCUCGUGCCGCUGCAGAUCCAGCUCACUACCCUGGGAAAUCUUACACCUUCAAGCACUGUGUUUUUCUGCUGUGAUAUGCAGGAAAGGUUCAGACCAGCCAUCAAGUAUUUUGGAGAUAUUAUUAGUGUGGGACAGAGAUUGUUACAAGGGGCCCGGAUUUUAGGAAUUCCAGUUAUUGUAACAGAACAGUACCCUAAAGGUCUUGGAAGCACUGUUCAAGAAAUUGAUUUAACGGGUGUAAAACUGGUACUUCCAAAGACCAAGUUUUCAAUGGUAUUACCAGAAGUAGAAGCAGCAUUAGCAGAGAUUCCUGGAGUCAGGAGUGUUGUGUUAUUUGGAGUAGAAACCCAUGUGUGCAUCCAACAGACAGCUCUGGAGCUCGUUGGCAGAGGUAUCGAGGUUCAUAUUGUCGCUGAUGCCACGUCGUCGAGAAGCAUCAUGGACAGGAUGUUUGCUCUUGAGCGUCUGGCUCGAACUGGGAUCAUAGUGACUACAAGUGAAGCUGUUCUGCUACAGCUGUUGGCUGAUAAAGACCAUCCAAAAUUCAUGGAAAUUCAGAAUCUAAUUAAGGCGAGUGCUCCAGAGUCGGGUCUGCUUUCCAAAGUAUAAGACAUGUGAAGAACUGGUAUGCUACUCACCAUCAGGUGACAGGACUGUAAGCCCAGACAAGCUCAUGUCUCUAGUAGAAUUAAAAUGUUAAGUCAAAAAUUGGCUCCUUUUUUGCGCCUCUUAGUAAAACUUAACCAAUUAGACCGUUUGGGUACCAGCAUUUAGUUACAAAUGUCAAAGGCUUCAGGUGCUGCUUACCUUCUUUUUAUGUUAAUGUGCUUUUAUUUAUUAAAAAAAUUAUAAUGGAGGUGCCUGUUUUCUCUAUACCAUAUACACUGAUCAUACUUUCAAAAGUGCACACUCUUGUGAAAUUUUCUUAAAUUGUGCACAGUUAAAGACAAAGAUCUACCAGUAAUAGUUUGACUUUUGUAUUACUGUAAGAUGUAUGUUAUAAUGUUAAUGUGGAUUCAGUGCUUUUACUUUACAGGUUGACUGAAAUAGGAUUAUUAAACGAGAAUUUAAAAACAGGACUCUGGAUCAUGUUACCCCUUUCACUCAGUCAGGUUAUUUAUUAUGCUGCACUGGUUUAACCAGACAAAGUUAUGUUGAAUAAUUUUAACAUAAUUAUGCUAAUUGAUUAUGCUAAUUUUCUUAUUCUGCUCACCAUCACUAAUUCUCUGUUAAUUUUCUCCUUUU